AUGAUUCAUCACACAAGACGAGGAAGUGUCACUCUUAAAAAACAGUGGUUUGUAGGUUCAAAAUCAUCAAAUAUCGAGAACUCCUACCGAUUUGAGGCAGAGCUGGGCAGCGGAGCCUAUGGAAAAGUCAUGAAAGCAGUAAAUUUGAACAGUAACCAAACUGUUGCUAUCAAAAUGAUUCAAAAGAUAAGAGUAAAAGAUUACAAAACCUUCAAUAAAGAGCUCUCAAUAUUAAGUAUCAUGGUAUUCUUUAUACAGGACCACCCGAACAUCGUUAAAGUACUUGAAACAUAUGAAACUGAAAGAAUCUGCUACUUACUCCCCUCUCCGUGAGCAAACAAAAAAUCUUAAAAAAUUUAUAUAUAUAAUACUUUUUUAUAAAUUUAAAAAAUCCAUUUAGCAAAAAUUGAAAACCAAAUAUUAAUUUUUUGUUAAAUUGAUGUUUUAAACACAAGCUGUUUUAAAUUAAAACAGAAUUAGCUAGAAAUUUCAUUUACUAAUUAUCGUUUAUAGAUCAAACUUUUUUUCCUAAAAAAUUUUUUCACUCAUAGAGAAAAUAGGUACUUUUUCCGAUGUUUUUUUUUUCGCUCAUGGAGAGGGGGGAGUUAGUCAUGGAAUUAUGCGAAGGAGGCGAGCUUUUCGAUAGGAUUAUCCAAGAAAAAAAACUUUCAGAAGCUAACGCAGCGUUUGUGAUGAGAAAAUUAUUUAGUGCGCUGUCAUAUUGCCAUGAUCAAGGAAUCUGUCACAGAGAUCUCAAGCCAGAAAAUCUCAUGUUUGUCACGAAAUCACCUGAUAGUGAUAUAAAACUGAUAGACUUUGGGCUUGCAAAAGACAUCACUGAGCAUUCAGUAAUGCACAGUCUUAAUGGGACGCCUUAUUAUAUAGCGCCUGAAGUUCUAUCUGGGAGCUAUUCGCAUGAAAUAGACUGCUGGUCACUGGGAGUCAUCAUGUAUGUCAUGCUAUCUGGAACUCCACCAUUUAAUGGCAAAAACAAUGAGGAAAUCCUCAUGAAAGUCUAUAAUGGAUCUUAUUCAUUUCGACCAAGGGCUUUUCAAAUGGUUUCUGAAAUGGCUAAAGAUUUGAUAUCAAGGCUGCUCGUCAAAGACCCAGAGCUAAGAUACACAGCCAGAGAUGCAUUUAACCAUCCGUGGAUUAGAGGACUUGCCCCAUUACCAGAGAUUCCGCUAAAUUCCAUUUUUGAUAAAGAUCAUGCCUAAAUAAAGGAGUCUUUAAAUUCAUAUUUUUAUUAAAAAAAUAAGUUAAAUUAAAAAUCAUUUAUUUUUUUAUUUUAAAACAGUUCUAUCUGGAGAGUAAGUGUGAACGUUUUCAAUGACAUAAGCCAAUUUGUUGAGUCAGAAUCUUUAAAAAAAGCUACAUUAAUGUUUGUUGCCUCAAGGCUUUCAGAAAGAGAUAUCAACCAACUUAAAGAAGUUUUUAUUGCACUCGACAAAGAUGGAGAUGGGUUACUUUCCAGAGAUGAGUAUGAAAUGGGACUUCACCAGAGUGGGAUAAAUAUUGAUAGAUCAGCUCUAGAUAUGAUGUGGCAAAUCAUGGAUUCCAAUAAAAACGAAUUGAUAGACUAUACCGAAUUUUUAGCUGCUUGCUUGCAUAAUCAGCAGUAUAUGAAUGUAGGAAUACUUAAAACCGCUUUUGAGUACUUCGAUAUGGUAAAAGUUAUUUAGGAUGGAAACGGGCUCAUUACUUAUGCUGAGCUAAGAAGUGUCCUGAGAGAUAAAGAAGUUUCAUUAAACCUUAAAGACGAUGAAGUGGAGGAAAUGAUUAAAGAAGUAGACAGAAAUGGUGACGGGUUUAUAGAUUAUGCUGAGUUUUUGCAGAUGAUGGUUGGGAAAAUAUAA
Molecule: messenger RNA, 1856 nt
Organism: Blepharisma stoltei
Lineage: Eukaryota; Ciliophora; Heterotrichea; Heterotrichida; Blepharismidae
Source: the annotation of a GenBank genome assembly